AUGGAAAGAGACAGAGUCCCGGGCGGGACUUGGGUGGUAUACCCAGAAUCGGGUUCAAUUUUGCUUGGUGCUAGCAAUCUACGGCGGGGAUUAUCCCCUUUACAGACAGAAUUGGAAGCACUGGUUUGGGCUAUGCAAAGUAUGUUAGUCCACAACAAACGGAGAAUGAAUUUCCAAACAGACUAUGCUCAGUUGGGAGAGUGGUGCCAGGUUGACGGAGCAUGGAAAGAGACAGAGUCCCGGGCGGGACUUGGGUGGUAUAAUUUUGAUCCAGAAUCGGGUUCAAUUUUGCUUGGUCCUAGCAAUCUACAGCGGGGAUUAUCGCCUUUACAGACAGAAUUGGAAGCACUGGUUUGGGCUAUGCAAAGUAUGUUAGUCCACAACAAACGGCGAAUGAAUUUCCAAACAGACUGUGCUCAGUUGGUAAAGAUGGUGUCUAAACCCGCAAAGUGGCCAGCUUUCGAGAUCUUGCUUGAAGAGGUGGAGAAAUGCAGAAGGAAGUUCCAGGUGUUCUCCCUAACACACAUUCCAAGGAUAAAAAAAUACGAAGGCAGACAAGCUAGCACGGAGUGCUCGAGAUCAGCCUCAUAA
This is a messenger RNA of Microthlaspi erraticum, 591 nucleotides long. Lineage: Eukaryota; Viridiplantae; Streptophyta; Magnoliopsida; Brassicales; Brassicaceae. The record is from the annotation of a GenBank genome assembly.